AUGGCGUUCUUGCAUUCCGUGCUUAAUGAUGUCUAUGAGAAACAGCCUUACAAAGUAGGGAAAGAAAGCCAUUUGAAGAGUGUUGUUGAUGCUUUGAAUGAGAAAUUAUGUUCAGGUCAUGAUGGUUUCAAGAGUGCCAUUGUCAAGGUGGCAGAUGGUGUCCGGGAGUAUAAUAGGGAAGUGAGGGAGAGUAACAACCAUGUUAAAAGCAAGAUCACAGAUUUCGACAGAGAGAUUAAGAGGCUAAAAACAACGGUAAGUAAAAUUUUAGAAACUCAUUCUGUUUCAGGUACGCCGGACGCCAAGAAAAUUGGACUGGCCGAGGAGCUGGUCGACAAGAAGGCCUUGGAAUGUCGGCAAUACGCCGAGCACUUUACUAGCGCAUUAGACACACAUAAGACUGAUGAAAAAACUAAAGUCGCACUUAAUGACUUAAAUGAUAAAUUACGUGAUAAAAUUGAAUAUGUUCGUAGUACUGUUCAGUACGAAGCCGAGCGCCUUGAGAAGGUGCGUAGGCAGGAAAGAGAAGAUACGGCAGAGAGGACAAAAAAAGUUGUCGAAGUGAUGAAAAAGUGUGGAGAAGAGAUCAGUUCACAUAUUACCACGGAAGUGACUGAUCUUGUUAGGAAGUUGAAAAAACUGGUAGAGGAUAUUUUAAAGGAGCUUCAGAAACUCCGUGAGAGUCUGGUACAGUUUGUUCACAAGUUGGGAAAGUGGAUUGAUGCAGCAGAUGGCGCCAUUAAGGCGGCUGACAAAAAUGUAGAUGACAUUUUAAAAAAUGUUGAUGAAUCGUAUGGGAGUAUAUUUCCGAUGAAGAUUGGGGCGGCGGCCGACCAAGUCCAGAGGGAUAUUGAUCAACUUUAUAAUGCUGCGAAUUUUGCAAAAAGUGAAGUAGGGAGGUUGGUGACAGACGCUAAGAAGAAGGUGGAUCAUUUGGAAAAGGGACUCAAAGAGGAUUUGAAUGGGAUGAAGAUGGCAAUAAAUGCGAAGGUCACGGAAAUUCAGACAGAAAUUGGGAAGCUUCAUCAUGUCGUCGAACAGGGCAGAGAGGGGACAGGCACUAAGACAGUUGUGGCUGUUAUGCAGUAUAUUCAACGCAAGGUUGCGGGGAUCACGGGAAGAUCAGGCCUCAAGGGGAUUGUCGAUGGCGUACACGAAUAUGCGAAGACGUUUGCAAACGGAAUGUUUGAGAAUAAGGUGAAGGAGUGGUUGAACCAUAUAUUUGAUAAGGCGCCUGUCAAAAAUCUGCUUGCUGCGUAUGUCAGCGGCAACAGUGCUCAUCUGCAAUCGACAUAUACAAGUGGCGCUCAGGAUGGAUUAUAUAAAAUGCUAAACGACAAAGUCGCAUCUGUAAUUAGUAAUGAAGUUAAGAAAAAGUUUUUUAGCGGAGGGUUCCCUUUCGCUACAGUUGUCGAAGCCAGUAAUCCGAACAGCAUCGAGCAUAAUGUUAAAGCAGUCAAGCAGGCCUGCGAACAAUUUGCGGAAGGGCUUGGUCGAGCAAUGAUGCACCUGAAAAUUAAUGUUCACAUGAUUGUCAAGGCCAUUGGCGAAGAAAAGGAUUUAUAUGGCAGUAAUACUGGAAAGCAUGAUAAAACUAAUCUCGAAUCAGCCGUCAAUCUCAUUCUUCCCGCACUAGUUGGUGCAGCUAAACAGGUUGGUGAGACAGUCGCUUUGUUUGCCGGUGACAAUGCAUCCAAAAUGCAACGUUACGUAGAGCAGACAUUGGCGGAUGCUAAGCAGCUUGACAGUAAUCUUGAAAAGGCACUUGGCCUGUCCGCUGGUGGUAUCGGUCCCCCCGGCUCCUCUGGCACCAACUAUGCCGAUAAAGUUGAUACGGCAAUUAACGAGGUGACGCGAACAGUUACUGCGCAGUUGCCUCCGGACAAUGAUGGUGGAGUCCAACUUACUAACUUUACGUAUUCCUUCGCUAGACCGAACGGUAGAGGUAGGCAGGCUACCGAUGCCAAGAGCAGGAAGGAAAUUCUCGACGAUGCCAUUAAUGAUUUCAAAUCCAAGGUGGUGGAUGAUGCGUUGUCCAGUAUCGACAGCUUGAAAUCUCAGGUCGAACAGCAAGUCGGAGUGGUCACCACCCACGUCACCGAACUGCGUGAGGCCAUUAAAAGAAUAGGGUAUUACGCCAAGGGCCAGCUGAACGACUUGAAAGAUAAAUAUUUUAAGAAGUAUGAUUCUGCAAGUCCAAAGGAAGCAGCCGAAAGCAUCAACAAAAUCCACAGUGAUCUCAGUGAGCUGCAAAAAAAGCUUGAGUCUGGUCCUAUCAAGGACGCCAAAAACUUCACAAGGAUCGCUGGCACCGCCGACACGUUGCGCAACGCAACCGUUGAAACGCUUAAAAAAUUAGUCAACAAAGAAAUCGAGGCGGCUCAAAACAUUAUCACCAUACACUUCCAGAAACAGUACGUUGACUCCAUAAAACGUUUGCUUACAUCUUUUGCCGAAAAGGUAGAGGAGGAGUUAAAACCUCUGCCAAAAGAUAUUUUACAUGACUUAACACUAGGCCACAAGGCCUUCAUGUCCAAAUUUGCAGAGCAUAUUAUUACAAACCCUAAAUCAAUCGUAGGUAUUAAGGACAUUGAAAAUACACCUUCGCAAGAGAAAUCUCCGCUCAGCCAGGCGGCCAUAAAGUUGCAUGGAAGCGUUAGAAGAUUUUUCCGUGAUUAUCAAAAAAACCCGGACUUCAGUAAAGAUUUCAGAAAAAUUGAGACGUCAAAUGAUGCAUUGCAGAAAAUGCUGGCAGAGCUCAUAACAUCCAAGCACUUCAACAACGAAUUUAACAAUAACUUACAAUCACUUAAUAAUGAACUUCGUGCCUUGCAUCCUUCCGAAUUCGGUGCAUCUUCGACUCCCAUGUUACAAUCUCUGAAGGAGGGCCUUGAUGCCCUCACCAAAGAGCUGAGCAAGGCGUACCUCAAUACCUAUGAGGGACUACCGUACGAAGAGGCCGACAAGGACAAAUAUGCGAAGGCCUUUAUUACAAGUUUCUAUACCAUCCACGACAGCCUCACUGAGGUGAAAGAGAAGUGUAACAGCGAAGAUCAAUGGAAGGACAAAAAAUGCUGUGAGAUUCAGGGCCGCAUUAAAAAUCCACUUGGCAAAUUCAUGAAACGCUGUGGCUUUAAAAUAGGCCACGACGAAAAUUCCAAGGACUCCGAGUUGCAAUAUCCCUCUGAUCUCAAUGGUCAGCAGAUUCUUCAGAAACUUCUUGCCAAAUCGUUCGACGACACGGAACAAAUUAAGCACAUUAAGGAGUGUUUACCAGACAAAACGAAAACGCAAAUUGAAAACACAUUUAAUAUCACUCACCUCCUUGAAUGCCUUUUACAUCACGUUGACACUUUUAAUGAAGUCUCUCACUUAGCACUACGCACAAAGCCACGCAGCCCUGUAAUGUUUACGAAAUGCUUGCUUGGUGUUCGGGUCUCACGUAUAAUCGCGUAUGGUCACCUAUGCGUGACAUAA
Messenger RNA from Babesia ovata, 3477 nucleotides. RefSeq lists its product as uncharacterized. The transcript has a single exon. Lineage: Eukaryota; Apicomplexa; Aconoidasida; Piroplasmida; Babesiidae. The record is from RefSeq and is a predicted model, not a curated record. The coding region runs from base 1 to 3477 and encodes 1158 amino acids.